GGCGUGUUCCUCAGCUUUUCCUCAUUAUUUUCAUUCUUAUUCGAAAUCUAAAUUGAACCGUUGCAAUGCCAACCGGCAAGUCUGAAUCUUCUGAUAUUUCUGAAGUUGUUGGUAACAUGGAAAUAUCUAAAGUUGAGGGUCUUGAAGCGUGUAUCGGAAUGAGCCACGAAGUGUCCACUACUCCAGCUGCUGAGUUGGCUGCUUUCAGAGCACGCAAGGUUGCUCUGAUUACUGGAAUUUCUGGACAAGACGGUUCAUAUCUUGCUGAGCUUCUUCUUUCAAAAGGAUACAAAGUUCACGGAAUCAUCCGUCGUUCAUCUUCAUUCAAUACCGCAAGAAUCGAACAUCUGUACAGUAAUCCAAUUACUCAUCACGGUGAUUCUUCAUUCUCUCUUCACUAUGGAGAUAUGACUGAUUCAUCUUGUCUCAUCAAGCUCAUUUCAACUAUCGAGCCAACCGAAGUGUAUCAUUUGGCUGCUCAAUCUCACGUCAAAGUGUCUUUUGAUUUGCCAGAAUACACUGCUGAAGUAGACGCUGUUGGAACUCUUCGCCUUCUCGAUGCAAUCCAUGCUUGUCGUUUGACUGAAAAAGUUCGAUUCUAUCAAGCAUCCACAUCCGAAUUGUAUGGAAAAGUUCAAGAGAUUCCACAAAGUGAGAAGACUCCAUUCUAUCCAAGAUCUCCAUAUGCUGUUGCCAAGAUGUACGGGUACUGGAUUGUUGUUAACUAUCGUGAAGCCUACAAUAUGUUUGCUUGCAAUGGAAUUUUGUUCAACCAUGAGAGUCCAAGAAGAGGAGAGACAUUCGUGACUCGUAAGAUCACUCGUUCAGUCGCUAAAAUCAGUUUGGGGCAACAGGAAAGCAUUGAGCUCGGAAAUCUGAGUGCUCUUCGUGAUUGGGGACACGCCAGAGAGUAUGUUGAAGCAAUGUGGAGAAUUCUUCAACACGACUCACCAGAUGAUUUUGUGAUUGCAACUGGAAAACAAUUCAGUGUCAGAGAGUUUUGUAAUCUUGCAUUUGCUGAAAUUGGAGAAGUAUUGCAAUGGGAAGGAGAAGGUGUUGAGGAAGUUGGAAAGAAUAAAGAUGGAGUUAUUCGAGUUAAAGUUAGUCCAAAGUACUACAGACCAACUGAAGUGGAGACUUUAUUGGGAAAUGCUGAAAAAGCAAAGAAGACUCUUGGAUGGGAAGCAAAGGUUACGGUUCCGGAACUCGUCAAAGAGAUGGUUGCAAGCGACAUUAUCCUUAUGAAGUCCAAUCCAAUGGCUUAAUCAUUUAAUCAACUCGAUCACAAUUUCCAAAUUGCUUUAUUAUUUUUUAAUAGUUCCCGUUUUCUCUGUUAUUCUACCUAACUUAUUGAUGAUUGCUGUGAUGCUUUUGGGACCUCUGGGAUUAUUAUUUGACCUUCCUUUUUUUGAACAAUGAAGCAUUCUGUUUCGGG
Messenger RNA from Caenorhabditis elegans, 1435 nucleotides. RefSeq names its product GDP-mannose 4,6 dehydratase 1 (gene bre-1). NCBI's taxonomy places the organism in Eukaryota, Metazoa, Nematoda, Chromadorea, Rhabditida, Rhabditidae. Bases 66 to 1265 code for a protein of 399 amino acids. Gene Ontology annotation, molecular function: GDP-mannose 4,6-dehydratase activity. The transcript is spliced from 6 exons. The record is from RefSeq and is marked reviewed. Gene Ontology annotation, biological process: GDP-mannose metabolic process; GDP-L-fucose biosynthetic process; 'de novo' GDP-L-fucose biosynthetic process.